This is a messenger RNA of Gadus macrocephalus (Pacific cod), 982 nucleotides long. RefSeq lists its product as uncharacterized. The transcript has a single exon. The record is from RefSeq and is a predicted model, not a curated record. Lineage: Eukaryota; Metazoa; Chordata; Actinopteri; Gadiformes; Gadidae. Bases 139 to 900 code for a protein of 253 amino acids.
CUUUCUGAUUUUAGAUACCUGGCAACAGGGGACUCCUACAAGUCCUUGGGGUACAGCUUUCGGGUUGGUGUUUCCACAAUCUCACGCAUCGUGCCAGAGGUCGCAAAUGCCAUCUGGGAUGGCUUUGUGAGCACUCACAUGCAGAUGCCAAAAGAGGAGGAAUGGAGAGCCAUCGCAGAGGAGUUCGAGAAGGAGUGGGACUUUCCCAACUGCAUUGGUGCGAUAGAUGGGAAACACGUCACGAUCCGGGCUCCACCCUGCUCAGGUUCCAUGUACCACAAUUAUAAGGGGACCUUCUCGAUUGUGUUGCUGGCAGUAGUGGAUGCAAACUACUGUUUCCGGAUGGUGGACGUCGGUGCCUAUGGGAAAGGGAGUGAUGGCGGUACCCUGAGAGCAUCUGCCUUCGGAAAAGCCCUUCAAGCAGGCACACUCCACAUCCCAGCUGACAGAAGCCUUCCUGGUGCUCCCGAGCUUGGUGAGAUGCCACACGUGUUUGUGGGGGACGAGGCCUUCCCUCUGCAGAAGCACAUCAUGAGGCCCUACCCUGGAAACAACCUGACAAGGCAGAAGCGGUUGUUUAACUACCGUCUGUCUCGGGCUCGUCUGGUGGUCGAGUGUGCCUUUGGGAUCCUUGCAUCCAGGUUCCACAUGUACUACCGAGUGAUGGGGCAAAAUCCUGAGCAUGUGGAAGCCUGUGUAAAGGCAACCUGCAUCCUCCACAACCUGCUGAGGUCAACAGAGGCCAAACCUCCAUCAAGUGACGAAGCAGUCCCCUUGGAAAGAGGCAGGCGUCUUGGAACCAACAACUCCACCAAGGAAGUGAUGCAGGAGAGGGAGAGGUUCAUGACCUACUUCAACAGCGCUGCUGGCGAGGUUUCAUGGCAGAAUAAUGUAGUUUGAUACCAUCAUCUUCAUAAAAAAAGGCCCUUUUCAGGGCCACUCACAUCAAUAAAGAGCAAACUUCCCGUCCCUUAAACCCAUA